Messenger RNA from Prunus persica (peach), 387 nucleotides. RefSeq lists its product as uncharacterized. NCBI's taxonomy places the organism in Eukaryota, Viridiplantae, Streptophyta, Magnoliopsida, Rosales, Rosaceae. The transcript has 3 exons. The record is from RefSeq and is a predicted model, not a curated record. Bases 1 to 387 code for a protein of 128 amino acids.
AUGGCAGCAGCUUUGAUUGGAGAGGCUCUCAUCUCUGCUUCUAUCGUGGUGUUGUGUGACAGAGUUACUUCAGCCGAGUUCAUAGACUUAUUUCAGCAGAAGAAACUUGAUGAAACACUCCUCAUGAACCUGAAGACGACACUGUUGAUUUUGUUUGCGGUGCUCAAUGAUUCAGAGGAGAAGCAAAUUGUGAACCCUGAAGCUUUGCGAUGCAAGCUGGAAGGAACAGACCAAAUAUGUUCACACGUGGCAUCGCUCAAGUCAUCAUCAUUUCAGACUGAAAAUCAGCCUUCGAGUAUUGCAACACCUGCAAGUGAGAUAGGCGGUGACGAAAUCAGAGCUGAUUUUGAAGCCUCUGAUGCCCCUGUUGUUGCAAGUUGCACCUGA